Messenger RNA from Symbiodinium sp. CCMP2456, 891 nucleotides. NCBI's taxonomy places the organism in Eukaryota, Dinophyceae, Suessiales, Symbiodiniaceae. The record is from the annotation of a GenBank genome assembly.
AUGCGAAACUCCUUGAGGUCGCGGCUUUGGUGUAUUUUCGAGAUCGCUGCAUACCGGUUCGCGAAUCCUCAAGGCUGCAUUACAUUCGCACCAUUGUUCCUCGAAAACACAGUUGUCAAGCUCUGGCUGGGAAACUACGUGACCAUGGUGACCUUCAUGUUAUUGUUAAUUGUGGUAGAUGCCGCUGCGGUGGUGAUGCUACUUCCAGCUUUCCUUCCACUUUGCAUGGUCUUCCAUUUCCUGAGGAAGAAUCUGCUUGCAAAGAGGGAACUGUUUGCAGAGUUGCGAAACUUUGACUUGAACAAGGUCGCAUGCAAAAGAGAGUUCGACCGGAAGUUCAUCUAUUCAGCCAUAGAGGAAUGGUACGGCAGCCACGAAGCCUUCACGGCCUUUGUCCGCGGCCCAUUGAAAGCAGAGCUGCUAGCAAAGCAGGCCGACACACGGUUGCCGCUCAAGUACACGCUCAUCAUCCUAACCCCUGUAUUGAGCGUGGGCAUAGACGGCUUGCUGGCUUUUGUCAAAGGAGGCAUGCCUCUAAACUUUCUUAUCUGCUAUGGCUGUGGCAUCCUUCUUGGCCUGCUCUUGCUCUGGUCCGCAGUGGCGAUUCGUAUCGCCAUGGUUCUUUGCGACCGCUUGGCCGCUCCUUACAAGCCGGGCUGUGUCGACUAUCUGCAAAGCGUGAUGGUGUUCUUGUCUUCCGUGGCGAUCACAUUUGCCGGGGUUAUCAUCGCAGCACGUGCAUAUGUCAGAGGCGAAGCUUACACUUUCGCGUGGCUCGCCGGUGCAUCACUGGCCUGCUGGGCGACGCACGGGGGUUGCAAGUGUCUGGUAUGCAGCAUCUCCCACUCCAAAAGCCAGCAGGCCUUUAGCGACUCUGUUGUGGCAGUAUAG